This is a messenger RNA of Myripristis murdjan (pinecone soldierfish), 5003 nucleotides long. It is a transcript of the gene tecpr1a, whose product is annotated as tectonin beta-propeller repeat containing 1a. The record is from RefSeq and is a predicted model, not a curated record. The coding region runs from base 146 to 3775 and encodes 1209 amino acids. The transcript is spliced from 24 exons. Gene Ontology annotation, cellular component: membrane. NCBI's taxonomy places the organism in Eukaryota, Metazoa, Chordata, Actinopteri, Holocentriformes, Holocentridae.
AUUCGUGAUGGAAACGGGCAACCGGGCUGGAGCACACACAUUAUGGUUUUAUCAGGCUGCUCAUUCAUUCUCAGCUGCUGAAUGAGCAGCAGGGACACACCGGCACACGGUUUAUGAGAGGAAGCUCAAGGUCCCAGGUGCAGCCAUGCCCGUGUCCCUGCUGUGGGCAGUGGAUGUGUACGGCCGGGUCUACAGCCUGUCCACCGGCGGGCAGCAGUGGGAGCAGUGCCGCGACGCCCAGCUGGAGUUCAAGCGGGUGACGGCGGCUCAGCAGUGUUGCUGGGGCAUCGCCUGCGACCACAACAUCUACCUGAACGUCCACGCUUCCGACCUGCCUAUCCGCUACCAGGAGGAGACCUAUGAGAACCACCGGUGGAAUCCCGUGGAUGGUUUCUCGGAGCGGCUGUUGCCAAGCGACCGCUGGCAGUGGAGUGAUGUCACAGGUCUGCAGCACCAGCCACUGGACAGCUUCAUUCUUCCCUCCAAAAGCUGGGAGUGGGAGGCCGACUGGUAUGUGGAUGAAAACUUUGGAGGAGAGCCCACUGAGAAAGGGGGCUGGACCUACGCCAUCGACUUCCCUGCCACCUACACCAAAGACAAGAAGUGGAACUCCUGUGUCCGUCGCAGGCGAUGGAUCCGCUACAGGAGGUACAAGGCCAGGGACACCUGGGCUAAGAUCCCCUCGGAGCAGUCCGGUCUGCCGGAUCCCUUCAACGACAUCAGCUGUGGAGGCUGGGAGAUCAGUGAGGAGCCCAGGGGCCGGCUGUCACUGUGGGCCGUGUCUCUGCAGGGCAAGGUGUGGUUCAGAGAUGGCAUCUACCACCACAACCCUGAAGGCUCCAACUGGGAGGAGAUGUCUGUGCCGGGGGAGGUGGUCCAGAUCAGCUGUGGCCCAGGUGACCUGGUCUGGGCCGUGCUGUGGGAGGGGCAACUCAUCGUCAGGGAGGGCAUCGGUCGAGACUGUCCUCAAGGUACCUCCUGGGUUGUGGUGGACUCUCCCAGUCCGGAAGUGGGAGCCAUACAUGUAGGGGUGGGAGUCAACGUGGUCUGGGCCAUUACCAAGGACAACAAAGUUUGGUUCAGGCGCGGUGUGAACUCCCAUAAUCCCUGUGGCUCCGGAUGGAUCGGCAUGGUGGGAGAAAUGAUAAUGAUCAAUGUGGGACUCAAUGACCAGGUGUGGGCUAUUGGUUGUGAGGAUCGGGCAGUGUAUUUUCGACAGGGCGUGACCUCCAGUGAGCUCAGUGGAAAAGCCUGGAAGGUCAUCAGUGUCCCCCGAGAUGGAGACCGAUCCCAUUCCAGUGCCAGCGCAAGCAGUCUGCAGAGUGCUGGUUGUUUCUUCUCUGGUGAGGUGCGUGCUCAGUCGGUGGUGAGUGAUGUGGACUCAGACACAGAGAAAGAAAAAGGGUCUGCAGAAGGAGGCAGCGGCCUGGUUGCCUCCGCCUCCCCAGAAUCCUUUGCAGAUGCCCCCACAGAGCCCGCCUCUGAGGCGCCUAAACCCCGCAUCCCCAAGGUCACCAGUGACAGCUUCAUUUCUGAACUCGUCUCCGACCGAGAACCAGGGAAGAACACCUCUGCUGCACCAGCUAUCCUGGAGGAGGAGUCCAACCCUGCGGAGGGGGAGGUCCAGGAUCCACCCGCUGCUGGCAUCGCUCUGUCCCCCAGCCAGUCUGGUGGGCCUCUGGACCCUCAGUGGAGUAACGUGGACCUGGAGGAGGCUCAGAGCCAGCAGGCUGGGGCCGGAGCGGUGCUGGACUCCGCUGAUACCUGCAGCUUGUCGUCUGUGGCUACGUACACCCUGGCCCUGGAGGAGCCGUACGGGGCUGAUGAGCAUCCGCUGUGGGCGUGGGUCAACGGAGGGGGCUGCUCUGUGGACUGUCACUCCCAGCUCAACUGGUUCAGCUGCUCUAUGAACAGUUCAUCUUUGGCCCAGUCCGUCCAGUCCAUGAGUCUCUCCAUCACUCCCGCCCAGACAGCAGCUUGGCGGAAACAAAUUUUCGAGCAGCUCAGUGAGAGAUCCAAAAGAGAGAUGGAUAAUUUCAGACACUAUGAACAAGCCAUAGAGCAGUCUGUGUGGGUAAAGAAGGGGACGAUGCAGUGGUGGAGAGACUGGAAGCCUCACAAAUGGAUGGAUGUUCGUUUUGCCCUGGAGCAGUUUUCAGGGCCGGAGGGCAACAAGGACGGCAUCCUUUUCAUCUACUACAACUUCAAUGAGGAAAAGAAGUACCUGCAUGCCUUCAUCAACGAGGUGACCAUCCUGGUUCCUGUGUUAAAUGACUCGAAACACACUUUUGCCAUCUACACACCAGAGCGGACCAAACAGAGGUGGCCAAUCAGGCUGGCAGCAGCCACAGAGCUGGAGAUGCAUGACUGGCUGGCGUUGUUGAGUGUGUCAUGCUGUGACUCCAGGGGGAUCCAGGGUCCCCCGUCCAAACAGGCCAUCUGGUCCGUCACCUGCAAAGGGGACAUAUUUGUGAGCGAGCCCUCUCCGGGACUGGAGGCCAUGCCUUACCCCACGCCCUGUGACCAGAUGUUCUGGCGGCAGGUCGGGGGUCACCUCCGCGUGGUGGAGUGUAACAGCGUCGGGGUGGUGUGGGGGAUCGGCUACGACCACACCGCCUGGGUCUACACGGGCGGCUACGGCGGCGGCUUCUUCCAGGGACUGGCCAGCAGCACAGACAACAUUUACACCCAGACGGAUGUGAAGAGCAUUUACAUCUACGAGAACCAGAGGUGGAACCCGGUCACCGGCUACACCAACAGAGGUUUGCCCACAGACCGCUACAUGUGGAGUGACGCUUCAGGGCUGCAUGAGUGCACCAAGACUAACACCAAACCUCCCUCCCCUCACUGGACAUGGGUGUCUGAAUGGGCAGUUGACUACAGCGUCUCCGGAGGGACAGACAGGGAGGGCUGGCAAUACGCAGCUGAUUUUCCAGCCUCAUAUCACGGUUAUAAGACCUUGAAGGACUUUGUGCGUCGCAGGCGGUGGGCCAGGAAGUGUAAAUUGACCACCACAGGCCCCUGGCAGGAAGUCCCGCCCAUUCCGUUGAGUGACGUGACGAUUCUCCCGUGCACGGCUCAGAGCAGCGUGGAGGUGGUGCCUCUGUGGGCCAUCAGCAACAAGGGCGACGUGCUGUGUCGCCUGGGAGUCACCACGCUGACUCCCGCUGGUUCAUCCUGGCUCCAUGUGGGAACCGACCAGCCUUUCAAGUCCAUCUCCAUCGGGGCUGCCAACCAGGUUUGGGCCAUCGCUCGGGACGGUUCUGCCUUCUACAGGGGGUCUGUGUCUCCCCAGAGCCCAGCAGGAGACUGCUGGUUCCACAUCCCCUCCCCAUCCAAACAGAAGCUGAAGCAGGUGUCCGUCGGGAGGACGUCGGUCUACACUGUGGAUGAGAACGGCAACCUGUGGUACCGGCAGGGCGUGACCCCCAGCUACCCGCAGGGCUCGUCCUGGGAACACAUUUCCAAUAACGUACGCAAAGUCUCUGUCGGACCUCUGGAUCAGGUGUGGAUCAUAGCAGACAAGGUGCAGGGCAGCCACAGUCUGAGUUGUGGGACGGUGUGCCAUCGACUCGGAGUCCAGCCCAUGGAGCCCAAAGGACAGUCCUGGGACUACGGCAUAGGGGGUGGGUGGGAUCACAUCACAGUGAGAGGGAACUCCAUGGAGCCACCCCGGAUCCGCCUGCCCUCUCUGACUGACCCGUCUGCCCCAGCCCCUCGGAGCCCCCUCUCUGCGAGGAACAUGGAGGUCAAUGGCAAUGCUGUUAGAUGCUAAACACACACACACACACACAUCCACAGACACAAGAGCAGGAGUAUUUUUUUCAGCACACAUUUACAGACACGCCCACUCGUAGCCAUCCCAGCCUUUCAGUUGGUUUUCAGUCAACUUCCAUUUGAAAUCAUUCCCUCUGUUAACAAUAAAGUAGCACUGAUGAUAAUGUAACUCCAGAGACUGAAAAACAACCUUUGGACUUAGAACGCAUCAACUAUAAAUCACUGUAACAGAAGCUAGAUAUGUUUUUUCUUGUAAAGUAGGAUAUACUCCAAACAGUCUGUGGUAUCUUAAACCCUAAGCUGAGUCUCUGUCUGUCUCUCUAAAGACAACCUUGAGUCCUACACAUCAGUUUGUGACCUAAACUGUGUUCAUUUUACCAACAUUUUUAGCAGUCAUCUCCUCAGUGCGGAAUUUCUGUCAUUUUUUGCCACUAGUCUUUUUUUUUUUUUUCCACUGAUGGUCUUAAGACAUUUUUAAUUUAUUCAUAUUGAUGCAAUGUUUCUGUUUGUGUUGCUACUGUAUAUAUUGUAUGUGAAGUCAACUGUAGAAUUUUGUUAUGUGAUGAAGCGGGUGGGGGGCGAUUUUUUUUUUUUUUUUUUUUUUUAUCAUUUUUUAUCAUUUAUCAUCAUUAAUGAGCCUGUCAGUGAAAAAUUUAAUUUCCUGGAGGACGGUGGACUUGAAAGAUGGAUACUCUACGUGCUCUACUACUUGCAGCCUAGUAAACAACUAGACAGACUAAAAAUAUGCUACAUAAAUAUACUCUUGUUUUUUAACCUGCUGGCAACAGGUGAAGAGAUGUUGUAACAGCAGAAUUAACCUAGAUUGCCUCAGAUUUAUUUCUGGAGCCAAAAAUAAAUCAAUUACUCAACAUAGCAGCCAAGACAGUGUUUGAUCCAGGCCUUACUGGCUGUCCUUGUUGUCUGCUAAUCAGCCAUAAUACUGUACACUCUUGUACCUGCCGUGGACUGAUCUUUUAUAUGACAUUUUGAUGUUAUUUUCAGAAAUGUGUGUUAUUCUCAUGGACUAUGUGCAAUGAUUAGCAUUACCACUAUCCACAGGGGGUGAUGGCAAAGUGUUGGAUUACUUGCAUAAAUGUUGUGGUUGAAAUGCUAAAAAAAAUGGACCUUCCUUUUUCUCAGGAGAAUAUUAUUAUUAAAAAAAAAAAAAACACACACGCACACAAUUAACAUUUUGCAUGCUCUCGACUUCCUUUUGACUGAUGUUA